CAAACGUACCUUGAGGUUCGUUAACUUGCCGUUGCCCGCGUAUCCUAAGCAUAGUUUACAGUUUUAGAGCGUUCAAAGUUAUUACACAUUGUAAAUCUUUUAUACCUUGUCUCGUCUAGUGUCGUCUAGGUUGUUCAUAUUGAAUAAAUUGUUAACGUAUUGGGCAAAAUAACAAAACUUUGUUUACAUCGUACUAAUUGCUGACUUUAAUCAUGCGUGAAGUUCUAUCCAUCAACGUUGGACAGGCGGGAUGCCAAAUUGGAAAUGCAUGUUGGCAGCUUUUUACCCUAGAGCACGGUAUCCAGGCAGAUGGAACCGUUAGCGAAAAGAUUCCGAUCGAUGAGAACAUGGCAGCGUUCUUUCACAAUACAGUUUCCGGUAGAGUGGUACCUCGUAACAUUUUUGUCGAUUUGGAAGAUUCGGUCAUAGCCGAUGUGAAAAACGGACCGUACAAGUACCUGUAUCAUCCGCUGCACAUGAUUACUGGUAAAGAGGACGCUGCCAACAACUAUGCUAGAGGUCAUUACACCGUAGGGAAACAGAUUAUCGAACAAGUGUGUACGUCUAUUCAGAAGCAGGCUGAACAAUGCGAUGGACUGCAGGGAUUUCUGGUAUUUCACUCAUUCGGUGGGGGCACUGGUUCGGGAUUUACCGCAUUGUUAAUGCAACGAUUGGCCUCCGAGUACGGAAAGAAAUGCAAGUUGGAGUUCGCAGUCUAUCCUUCUCCUAGAAUUUCGACUGCCGUGGUAGAGCCGUACAACUGUGUCAUUUCAACAAGUACUACAAUGGCAAACUCCGAUUGCUGCUUUAUCAUGGACAACGAAGCAACGUACGAUAUCUGUUCGAAAAAUUUACAAAUUGGACGACCGGAUUACAUUCAUUUGAACACGCUGGUAGCUCAGGUCGUUUCUUCGGCUACUGCAUCGCUGCGCUUCAAAGGUACAAUGAACGUGGACCUGAACGAGUUCCAGACAAAUCUUGUGCCAUAUCCGAGGAUUCACUAUCCGUUGGUGUCCUAUGCGCCACUACUUUCAGCGUCUAAAGCGCAGCACGAGUACUCAUCGGUGGCGGAAAUCACCAAUGCUUGUUUUGAACCUUCGAACAUGAUGGUCAAGUGUGAUCCUCGCCACGGGAAGUACAUGGCCUGUUGUAUGCUCUAUCGAGGAGACGUGGUUCCUAAAGACAUCAAUAGUGCGAUCGCAUCCAUCAAAAGCAAACGGCACAUUACGUUCGUCGAUUGGUGUCCGACUGGGUUCAAGAUAGGAAUCAAUCAGCAAGCUCCAAGCGUACUCCCGGGAGGUGAUUUGGCGAAACCUAAGCGAGCGGUUUGUAUGCUUUCGAAUACGACCGCCAUGUCUGAAGCAUGGGCCCGAGUUAACCAACAGUUCGAUCUGAUGUACAGGAAACGGGCUUUUGUGCAUUGGUACGUUGGCGAGGGGAUGGAGGAGGGCGAGUUUAGCGAGGCAAGAGAAGAUAUGGCCAUUCUGGAGAAGGACUACGAAGAAGUCGCUGGCGACACGCAAGAUCCCGACGAGGUGGGUUCGGAUUAUGAAUAUUAAGAGCGUUAGUUUCGAGUGUUUUCUGUAUAAUUUAAAUUUUUCGUGUAUUUUGUUAGCUAAAUCUAAAUAAAAAGUUACAAUAGAAAUCGAAUAAAGAUUAUCAUAAUUGUCCUGUAAUAGUUUUAAUAUGUACAUAGUGGCGACAUAAUACCUUUUUUGAGCGGUUGAUCUGUGAGUGGAGAAAAUCUUAUUCAGUUCUAAAUGACUAGAUUAAGCUGGGUUAAAAAUGUGCACAAACUAAUUGUUUUUUUUUUUUCAUUUUUGUGUAUGUUAAACUGUAAAUAACUACCGUUUCCAGCUGAUUUUCAAUACAAUUACGGCAUAGGUAUACUUCCCAUAAACGCAUAACAGAAAAUUAAGCAAAGAUGUAACUGUUAUGCUUUUAUGGGGUGGUAUAUAUAAUUAUGGGAAAAAAUGAAUUGUUGUUCGUUCUCAAAUCUGUCAAUACUCUAUCAACCUGUUUGUGUUAAAUAUUACCAUAGAUGCAAUAGUUUCAAGCUUAUGAUUGGUAAUCAAAUGGCAUACAUUUUAACAACCAUGUAUAAAUAAGUAAUAAAUAAUUUUCAAGAACGUUCAUUACUAAAGCUGAAGCACCAACAUUCUAUUAGUCAUGGAUAACGCGAGUGGGAUUUGGAAACAUUAUACAAAACGAAACAUCAUACGAAGCAGAAAUUUUGUUUUCUACCUUCUUCGUAGGAUAAUGCACUAGAGUUAAAAGUUUUUUCAUGGAUUAAUUUCAUGAUUGAUAGUAUAAAAAGCCAGUAUUGGUACUAGAGCUCCUAGAUUUCAAUUCCGAUCUGAACUUUGUUUGUAGAACUUCUUUCGCAUAAAUACUCGUUCGCAUUAUCAAACAACAUUAAUUUGUUUGGAAAGAAUUGGAGUUUGGAAUGAAAACAUGAUAAAUUUAAAAUUAGAACACAAGGCGACUGAGCAGUUCCACGCCGAAUAACGAAUCGAUCUGAUACGACCAUCUCCGAUUUGCAUAAAAAUUAGUUAUGGUCAAUUAUAUGAGCUAAAAUUCGGUCAAAAUGACUCGCAAAAAAGACUUUAAAAUUGGCAAAUUCGAAAUUUUUCAACAACAUAACUUGAAAUCGUCACUUCCCCAAUCGAGACAGAGACGUCUGAGACAAAGUUGUAGGAACAUAAUUCCUUUCCAGGAAAAAAUACCCACGGUAAAAAAAAUUCUACUAGUUAGUUAACGAGUGUUGAAACCACCAAAGAAUCCCGACGGAUUAUCUUUCUUGGUGCAUCAUAAAGCAUUUGAGAACAACAGCUACGGAGAACCAUUCGGAGUCAUCAGCAAACUAGAAGAUAUCACAAUAAUUUCGGAUUCAUCUGACAGAUCACCAGAAAGGAGAGCAAUUUAACGUGAUUGGAAUCUUCAAACAGCGAGACGAUAUCGCAACAGUACUGGACACAAACAACGGAUUAUUGGAAAGGCCAUGAAUCAAAUGUAAGUAACUUUAGCAUUGUUUUAAGUGAAACCCAGAAAAAGAGAAAACUUUGAAUGAAAAUACCGAUAACAUAGUGAAAUAAUCAAGAAAAUAUUGCUUGAGAGAUGCUUCUCAAGUAACCACCGAGCCUGUUAAUAGUGAGAUAAGGGCCUUUUUUGCAACAUAUGACUUUAAAUUUUUAUAUUAGCCUUAAUAUCUCAGUAUUAUAUUGCACUUUUUGCAUUAUUGAACUUGAUGGUUCUUGGGUAGUGAACUAAAACUGGAGAUUUUCGUUGUCCUUCUCAAUAAGUGUGUGAUUUAAAUAUUUAUAGUGUCUAAUGCCAAACGUAUUUUCUGUUCAAUUUGUGCAUUAAAAUUUACAUUGCAUAAAACGUGUGAUUUAUUUCUUCUUUUUACCCAAAUUCGCAAGUGUUAAAUUUUAACUUGUCAGGAUUAAGCGUUUUGCAAAUUUCAAUAACAAUCGUAACAUGGUGGAUCAUGGACAUUAUGACAUCCUUAGAAUGCCGUUUGGGCGUAGGAACGCUCCAUCCACUUUCCAACGUUUGAUGGACAAUGUCCUUCGAGUCUAUAUUGGAUAUGGUGCCAAUAUAGCCUCGUGUAUAUAUGGAUGACAUUAUUAUAUUCUCAACAAGUUUACAAGAGUACUUGGAAAACUUGUGUAACAUUUUUGAAAGGUUGGAGCAAUUCAAAAUGUCACUUUUCUAGGACAAAUUGUAACCGCAGAGGGUGUUAAACCCAACCCAUACAAAAUUGAAAUACAAAAUUUAAAACUGGCCAUUGCCCAAAAACAAAAAGGAACUUCGUGGUUUUGUUGGCGUUUUAGGGUACAGGUAUACCUCGAUAUAACGUAACUGUCACUUUUGGCUUCCAUCGUUGAUUUCUAGCUAACAAUCAUUAAAUCAAGCAAUCGGAAAUAUGAGACAAUUAUUCUCCAUCUGUUCGUUAUGCCAAUUUGUGAUAUAUCGACGAUGGAAGUCAAAAGUGACAGUUACGUUAUAUCGAGCUAUACCUGUAUUACAGGAAAUUUAUAAGGUAUUUCACAAGAAUUGCAAAACCUCUUACGCAAUGUUUAAGAAAAGGUGAAAGUAUUAGUCAUACAAAAGAAUUUAUUCAGGCAUUCGAAAAAUGCUAAAAAACAUAUGAACAAGUAGCUACAAUACCCAGAUUUUGGCAAAAAUUUCAUCUUUACUACAAACGCAUGCGAUUGGAGCCGUACUACCGCAAGAACCAAUUGUCCAAGAUAAGUCAAUUGCGUUUGUCUCGCGAACAUAAGAUCGGAAAUCUAACUAUUAGCAAUCGUAUGGGGCUGCAAAUAUUUACGCCCCUAUCUAAUUGGUCGACAGUUUACACUUUAUACAGUUUAACUUAUGAGUUAAAUUGACUAUGAGAUAAAGUAUAGACCAGGGAAGCAAAACACUGUGGCGGACUCCCUAUCACGAAUCCAUCAUGAAGUCAAUAGGUCUGUUCCUGUAGUUUUUUUCCUUUGGUUUGUUUUUUCCGUCGAUCUUGUUUUCCGUGCUGAGCACCAAUACUACCGACGUGCCAGGAAGGCAGCUCCCACAC
This is a messenger RNA of Ochlerotatus camptorhynchus, 4576 nucleotides long. Its product is annotated as tubulin alpha-8 chain-like. Gene Ontology annotation, cellular component: microtubule; cytoplasm. The coding region runs from base 213 to 1559 and encodes 448 amino acids. The transcript is spliced from 2 exons. Lineage: Eukaryota; Metazoa; Arthropoda; Insecta; Diptera; Culicidae. Gene Ontology annotation, molecular function: GTP binding; structural constituent of cytoskeleton. Gene Ontology annotation, biological process: microtubule cytoskeleton organization; mitotic cell cycle. The record is from RefSeq and is a predicted model, not a curated record.